CAUUUGUUGCCAGGAUACAUUGUUGCUUUCUAUCACUGAAAAGAGUAGCCAAGAUGCCACCCAAAAAGAAGAAGGAAGGAGGGAAAAAGAAGUCCGCAAAAGGGAAAAGAAGCCCAGCUGUGGUGGAUGGUAUUUCCACAGAAGAAAUGAGCAAGGAAGAGCUGGAGGAACAUAUUGUUCGUCUGCGGGAAGAACUAGAUCGGGAACGAGAGGAACGUAAUUACUUUCAGCUAGAACGUGAUAAGAUUCACACCUUCUGGGAGAUCACAAGGCGUCAGCUGGAAGAGAAAAAAUGUGAACUACGUAACAAAGACCGUGAGAUGGAAGAGGCUGAGGAGAGGCAUCAAGUGGAGAUAAAGGUGUACAAGCAGAAAGUAAAGCAUUUGCUGUAUGAACAUCAAAAUAACAUUUCUGAGCUAAAGGCAGAGGGCAGUGUAUCCAUGAAGCUGGCUCAGACAGAUCACCAUACUCAGGAGAGUUUGCUACGUAAGGAUAUGCGUGGGCUAAAGGUGGAAAUCAAAGAGCAAGAGUUGGCCAAUGAAAUGGUGGUCAAGAACCUUAAAAUGAAACAAGAUGAAGAGAUCACUCGUUUAAGAAAUGACUUUGAAAGACAAGUACGAGAAAUUGAAGCUAAGUAUGAGAAGAAGAUGCGCAUAUUGCGAGAUGAGCUGGAGCUACGCAGGAAGACAGAAAUCCAUGAGAUUGAGGAAAGAAAAAAUGGACAGAUCAACACACUCAUGCGUAACCAUGAAAAAGCAUUCAGUGACAUCAAGAACUACUACAAUGACAUCACGCUCAAUAACUUAGCACUUAUCAAUUCACUUAAGGAACAGAUGGAAGAGAUGAAAAAGAAAGAAGAUAGGAUGGAAAAGGAGAUGGCUGACUUACAGCUUCAAAACCGUCGUCUGACUGAACCUCUGCAGAAGGCCCGUGAAGAGGUUACUGAGCUCAACAGGCAGCUGGCCAACUAUGAGAAGGACAAGACAGCACUGGCAAAUACAAAGGCUCGACUGAAAGUAACAGAGAAGGAGCUAAAUGACCUGAAAUGGGAGCAUGAGGUGCUAGAACAGAGGUUCCUAAAGGUGCAGACAGAGCGGGAUGAGCUUUAUAAGAAAUUCACAGCUGCCAUUCAUGAGGUUCAGCAGAAAAGUGGCUUUAAGAACCUCUUACUGGAACGCAAACUGCAGGCUCUAGGCGAUGCUCUAGAGAAGAAGGAGGCACAACUUAAUGAAGUGCUUGCUGCCUCCAACCUAGAUCCCACCGCACUUGCAGUUGUCACCCGCAAGCUGGAGGAUGUUUUGGAUUCAAAAAAUGGUGCCAUUAAGGACUUGCAGUAUGAGCUGGCAAGAGUUUGCAAGGCACACAAUGAUCUUCUCCGAACAUAUGAGGCGAAAAUGAGAGCCUUUGGGCUUCCAGCUGAUGAGAUGGGCUUUAGACCAUUAGAAAGCCUUGUGCCUGGGCAGAAUUUUGGGCAAGGCCCUGCAGGACUGGUGUCUGCUCCUACGUAAUGCAGGGGUUCUAUCUCCAUUGUGAAACUGUCCCUUGUUUCCUUCUGUCUAUAUCUUACAAUACAAAGAAUAUCUGUUUCUUGUGGUCUUGUGAAGUCUCUAACGUGGAUUGGGAAAAUCAAGAAGUAAUUUGUGGCAGCAAGUGCAGUGCAACCAAUCAAAUAUUUGCUUUCAUUGUUCUUCCAAUAUCUGUUUUGUUGCUGUGUGUUGUUGUCCAGGAGCAAAUUAUCCUACGGUGAAUAAGUUAGUACAGUGUAGCAACCUGUAAAGAUUUUUUACAGUCCUGCACUAGUUAAAAUGAGGGACUGUAUUUAAUUGCCACCUGUUAUCCACAGAGCUGCAGCAUCUCAACAGCACUGUGCCACUGGUGUCUGCACUUAACUGCUGUUCUGUAACUGAAUAUACAACUUUGUUGCACAUCACCUUCACUACACAGUGUUCACAAAGAGCACAGAAAAUAAUGACUUCAGUUGCUUGCUGGGUUUUGUUUUACCAUCUUUAUUUGUGUUUUAAAAAUGAUUUUGUUUUAUUCAUCUCUCUUAUUUCCUGUAGUAGAUCAGUAAUUUGGUCCACUACACUAAACUGUUACAGUGUGAUACAUUAGUGGAUGGGGAGCAGACUCAUCAGGGGUUGGAGCUGCUUCUGCUGCUGUUAAGUUGGUGACCAAGCUUACAGUGUUGCUACUGGGAAACAGGAGAUGGAGGGAACACAUUGGUUUUUUUUUAUAAAAUGUAAAUAUUAGAAAAAUAGUUAAAAAUUAGAAAUUAACAAAACAAGCCAUUAUUUAAGGUCUCUUUAUGAAUAAUAAUUUCUGCCACCCUGAACUACCCCUUUUUUGAUUAUCAGGAAACAAACCAAUUAAAGAAAAACUAUACCCCAGAACAAUGCAUAUAUAUACAGUAUAUAUAUAUUCCAGUUUGCCACUUAAUAUUAUAUAAUUGUGAAGGUAUAAUUUCCAUUAAAAAAAGAACUAACAUUCAACAGUAAGUUAGACUAGAUAUGGAGUGUCUUAAGCAGAUGGUUAAUGCAAAAGAAGAUUCCAUUCCAUCAAAUUGUCCCCAGCAGAGAUAUCAACUUCCAACUUAAGCUGACAUGGGGAAACUGCAGAGCCCAAAGAGCACCACCAAAAUUUGUGGGCAUGGCCGACUGCAUAGACCCAGAUAUGGGACAGAACUCCAGACUGGGAAAUUUAAAAACGGGGAUCACAAUACAUUGGCCUUUCUCUUCUUAGAUGGGCUUCUCCCUUCUCCCUCCAGUUUUUCGUGCUGCUUAAAGUCUGAAUAAAAAAAGUACUCCAUCUCCAAUCUGCCGAGUUCAUAUAGAAGUCAGUGGCAGAUCCCCCGGUUACAAUUAGAUGAUAUCAUGAUCUGCGUAAUCUGAGGAAUCUGAAAAAUACGAAAAAAUCUGUGUUUUGUGGCAUCAAAUCUGAAAAAAAUCAUACGAUUCCGAUUUUUUCACGAUUUUAUUGUCUUUUCCCGCACCAGAUUUUUUUGGAGUAAAUUAAGUGAUAAAUAUGAUUUUAAAAAAAUGGGAGUUUGGUCAAAGUGGUUUUAAGAAAAUGAGAAUUUUUCAGAUUUUAGUAAAUAACCCUCAGCAUUAUCCAAGUACAAAGUGUGAGGAAAAGUAGCAUAUAAAAUCUUCAAUCACAUAUUCAGAAUAGAAUAGAUUACAGGAGACCCAGACAGAGUUGGAUGCACAAAGCAGUAGAAAACUUGUAUUUUAUUUGAAGAAAUAUAGCUCAAAAAUAUUUGGAGUUAUUUUGGCUUAAUGUGGGUUAAUACUGAAAUAUGUGCAAGGCAUCAUGGGAGACGUAGCUGCUUAACUGCCCCUGUAGGUGGUGUACGAAAAUGGACUGAGCAGCAGAGGCACGUGGUAUUUCUGCUUCAGGUCUGUGAUUGUAAAUACGAUCUGUAUGGAGACAGAAUACAAAUGACAAUACAACUUCAGUCUGAAGAUGAGUUCACCUUGAUUUCAUUCAUCAUUUUAACCGCUAUUGCCUUAAGGCCCCUUUCUCUAAAUCGAACCCUGGUAUAUUUCAAUUGUUACAAUUUGGGAUCCCCUUUUUCUAGAAUUUCUAUUUGCCAUUGUAUCUUUAAUCUCUUUUCAUUACAUAUUCUAUUAAAAUACACAAAUACAAUGUGUUAUAUUUAUACAUUUGGGACAUUUUUUACUUAGUUUGGUGACAUUGGUCUAGGCACCGCCUUUGACUGGAUGAAACACUCAGCUGCCAUCAGGAAUUACAGAGGCCCUGUCUCCAUGGUCACUUGGGCCCCUGGUUGGCAGUUCCCUGUUACAAGUAUAAUAGGGCCCCAAUGAUGAAUUAAAGGCCUGUGCAUGCACAACCAUACCCCUGAUCCACCCAGCUCAUAUCCAUAUAUAUAUUAUGUCAAAAGCCCAUCUACAAUCCACCUAAACUCUGCCUGCUCCCCACAAGCCCCAUCCACUGCAUGGCCUGCAAUCACACUUUACCAACAUUUGGGGUCCCCCAGACCCUGUGUUCUCCCUUAAUGGUGACCCUGGAAACACUACAAAAUUAUUUGUGCACUGAUGCAUUUUCUGAUGCAGCCCUGAAAGUGACUUCAUCUGUGCCUGAUAUUAAUAUGAAGAUGAGUUUGGUAUGUAGAGCGUGACAGCAAAAUAGGGUAUAUCAGAUUAGUUCUUAGAAUAGCAAUAUGGGAGAAAUACAAUAUAAAAUUCUGUAGCAGCCAGGGCCUUGUGCAUAAUUCUAAAUAUAAUUUAAGAGCAGUCACCCAAGUUAUAAUCCACCCGUAACCGUUCCGCAUAAAUACUAAGGAAUACUGGGUGUUGGGUUCAAAGGAGGUAAUACUAUAAACGCAAACUACAACUCCCAGCAUCCUCCAUUAGAUUGAACCACAAUUUAAAUGUAUAAAAGGCAAUCUUAGGCUUGUGCAUAAUUCUCAGCUCAUAAGGUAUGCAUAAAACAGGGUUAUUUGUUUGCCUUCAUGGUGGACAACGUUCCAACAUGCUCCAGUACUGUGUGGCUGUAUUUAUAAUGCUCAAUAAAAAGUUGGACUCUGUGUAAUCUUGGAUAUGUCAGACAAAAUAGCAUUGAUCUAUUUUUCAGCAUUGUGCCGGACUAUCCUGCAGUCAUACAAAAUGUGCAGCUUCCAUCCAAAUUCUGAGGUUUGCUUCUGUGUACUUAAGGUCCAUUGACAUUUGGUGCCAAAUGAGUUUUUACCCACAGAAAACAGCUUGGAUAUCUCAACAUUAGCAGCUUGUAUAAUGAGAUAAUAGUUAUGGGUCCCUUAUCUGGAAAUCCAUUAUUAGGAAAGCUCUGAAUUACAAGAAGGUCAUUUCCAUAUUGAGCAAAUAAUUUGGGGUUUGUUUUUGAGACUCUGCCACACGUACCUCAACAUAAGGGUAAAAGGUCUCCUUGUGCAUUUGCUUCCAGUAGUCCCCAGUAUCAAAACGCAGUUGGUAAGUGCCUGCACAAAGGGCCUCCCCACGCAACAGGCCUGGGCAGCGACCAUCUUCAUUGGUGACACUGUGGGAGGAGCAUGUGAUUAGUAGGAGAAUAGAGAUAAGGCAUUUACUCAUUAAAAAGGGGCUUACCCCAUUGGGAUAUAUACGCACACUAGGAGAGGUAACCAAUGCCGGGGCACUGCUGCCCAGAAACCAAAUCAAGCACACCAGAACUGGAGAACUACUUCCCUGGUUCUCAUACCUACAACUUCAGCAGCAGUUCCAGAGGAAUAUAGUGCCCUUUACACUCACUAACAUUGAAACCACUCUCUGAAACCCCUCUUCUAAAAACUUGAUCACCUCUCUGUACUCGAUGCUUCUUUCCAGGUGCCACUCAGAGGUAUCGUAAAUGGAAAUAAGAACACAAUACAUUGUUGAACCAAUGUUGUAUUGUUUAAUGUUGUUUUUAUGUUAUAAGUGCAUAAAUAAAAACCUUUUAAAAAAAA
Messenger RNA from Xenopus laevis (African clawed frog), 5437 nucleotides. It is a transcript of the gene drc4.S, whose product is annotated as growth arrest specific 8 S homeolog. Gene Ontology annotation, cellular component: motile cilium; Golgi apparatus; microtubule. Gene Ontology annotation, molecular function: microtubule binding; small GTPase binding. Gene Ontology annotation, biological process: flagellated sperm motility; cell motility. The record is from RefSeq and is marked provisional. NCBI's taxonomy places the organism in Eukaryota, Metazoa, Chordata, Amphibia, Anura, Pipidae.